CGUUCUCACUAGCCGCUCCCGAUGAAUGGCCGAGUUAGCAGCUUACAACGAUCCUCCAGUUCCAUAAAGGAGGGGACGGCAUUGCUCAGGCCAAACAUGAGCACGUAAACGUCCAUCCCCGUCUUGUGGGAACGGACGCGGCCUGAAAGGCGGGCUAGGCCCGGGUCACGUGACGCGCUCUACCUCCGGGCGGAAGCGCGGCUGGGACCGCGGAAAGAUGGCUGCCGCAGCGGGGCGGACGGCUCCCGGGCGCGGGCUCUAGGUCCGCGCCACCCGCGCCUGCUGCCCCCUUACCAUGAGGCCCGUGAGUCGCCGCACCCUGGACUGGAUUUACUCCGUGUUGCUGCUUGUGAUCGUCUUGCUCUCCUGGGGAUUCGUCAUCUAUGCAUCAGCUGUAGCUGCACGACGACAGUUACUGAAGACGUUUCCAGACAAAUUCUAUGAGAUGAAUGAGCUUUGGUAGUCCCCAGCAAGCACUGUGCUUUUCCUCAGAUGGCACCUAUCUAGACUUAAAAGUAAAAUUCACAAUGCAAAA
Molecule: messenger RNA, 535 nt
Organism: Mesocricetus auratus (golden hamster)
Lineage: Eukaryota; Metazoa; Chordata; Mammalia; Rodentia; Cricetidae
Gene: Tzmp1
Product: small integral membrane protein 27
Exons: 3
Coding region: 296-463 (55 amino acids)
Source: RefSeq, a predicted model, not a curated record